Molecule: messenger RNA, 870 nt
Organism: Saprolegnia parasitica CBS 223.65
Lineage: Eukaryota; Oomycota; Saprolegniomycetes; Saprolegniales; Saprolegniaceae
Exons: 5
Coding region: 1-870 (289 amino acids)
Cellular component (GO): nucleus
Molecular function (GO): metal ion binding
Source: RefSeq, a predicted model, not a curated record
AUGACGACGGAAGAAGCGAUCGUCCGCGCUCGCAUCGCUGCGCUCAAGAACGUCAUCGCCGCCCGCGAAGGCGGCGCCUCGACGAUGCGCGCUGAGUCUCAGCACGCGGCCGAGCGCGUACCCGCGGCCAGCUCCCGCAACUUGACGUGGAAGGCGCCGGACGCGUCGCCGCCUGCUCCAGCGGUCCAUGCGGUGGCUCCGUUGCCGUACUGCAUCCCUCUUGCCGCGACGGCGUGCCCGACCAUCACGACUCCUUGUAGGUCGCCGAGCCAGAACUUCAACACGUCCAACAGCGCCGUGUCAGCUGCUGUCCGGCCGCGAAGCGGGCUCUUUGUUUCGCCGUACGCGCCUCCAAGGUCGUCGCGGUGGGCGCAUCGGUUUCUUCGUUCUAGGUCGCCAUCGUCUGCGACGACGACGCGCACCGAGUACUGCCGGUACUACAACCGCUUUGGCGUCUGCAACAAGCAGAAUGCAUGCCCGUUCAUCCACGACAGCCGCAAGGUCGCCGUGUGCCGCCCAUUCCUGCGCGGCGCAUGCGACGACAAGGCAUGCCGACUGUCGCAUGUCCGCGACCAGAACAAGAUGCCCGUGUGCACACGCUUCUUGAAGGGCAUGUGCUCGCGGGAGGACUGUCCGUUCCGGCAUGUCAACGUGAGCCACGACGCAGCGAUCUGCGACGCCUUCUUGCGGGGGUACUGCCCUGACGGCGCCGACUGCCGCAUGAAGCACGAGCUGCCAAAGGGCAGGUCUGGCGGCGAGGCGCUGGUUGGCCACGUCGCGCCGGCAUCGCCCGUCGAUGCCGCGCCGACGACCGAACCAGCGCUCUCGAUCCGGCCCACGAUUCGGUUCCAGCCACGGGUAGCGCCGUGA